AUGAGAGUCGUAACCCUUGCAGGACUGUCGGUCCUGCUCAGCGCCAGCCCAGCUUUAGCGGAUGCGUAUGCUGCGGCAGCCCCCCCUGCGGAUAUAGUUGACUACGGUCGCCAUCAGCCCAUGGUGCGGCGCUCCGACAAUGAGACGGUACAGGCGUCGCCGACCGCCCUAGGAGUGCUGCCGUCAUUACUGGCCUCUAUAGCAAACGAGAUCGAAAGCAGGCUGGACCCCAUCAACAAGAAGACGACCUCCUCGACAACGUUAUCUGUCGCGACCAAUACAAAAUCUUCCUCUUCUCGCUCUUCAGCUACUGGCAAACUGCAUGGUUCCUCUAAAAGCAGCGAAACUGCUGCUUCCUCCGAUACCGCCGACAGCGCAUCUACUAGCGCCCCCCUUACUUCUUCUAAUACACGUUCCACUGAAUCGACCGAAUCUUCGGCUGUAACUUCAUCAACUGCCAAGAAAGGAACGAAAACUCCUACGAAGGGGUUGUCGGAGUCCAGCAGUACUAAAACGAUCGAUUCAGAGACUAUUAAACCACUUUCGGAACCUACCUUGUCAUCGGGCCAUUCUCACUCUAGGAAAACGUUAUCGAUACCGACAUCCUACCUGACAAAUACAGAAGCGAAACCUACACCUUCAGCGGAAACGUCAGAGGAAAUGUCAUCUACAACAGAUAAAUCGAAACAUAAAACGAAAAAGGAGAAACAUAAGUCAACCACCACAUCUGGAACCGACGCAAUAUCAUCCAGCGAAACUGACCUAUCAUCUACUAUUACCGAUGGCUUAUCGACCUUGACUACCCCUACCUCAGAUUCAAUGUCCCAACUAUCAGCCACUUCCUCGAUUGAUUCUUCUCUGAGUGGCAGUCAAAUCCCCUCAGCGACUUCGAGCCUAUCGAGCACAGGGAAAGCUACAAAUUCAGCAAUAUCUGCUUCACUUUCUUCUGGCACUUCAUCUACCAGCUCUGGAUCCCAUCUUCCCAGCGGCAGUCCUACAGACUCAUCUGUGUCUGGGAUACCAACGUCUGGUUUAACGAGCAGUUCUGCACAGUCAUCUGGAUCUGGGAUACCAACGUCUGGUCUAACGAGCAGCUCUGCACAGUCAUCUGCAUCUGGGAUACCAACAUCUGGUUUAACGAGCAGUUCUGCACAGUCAUCUGGAUCUGGGAUACCAACAUCUGGUUUAACGAGCAGUUCUGCACAGUCAUCUGGAUCUGGGAUACCGACGUCUGGUCUAACGAGCAGUUCUGCAGAGUCAUCUUCAUCUGGGAUACCAACAUCUGGUCUAACGAGCAGUUCUACACAGUCAUCUGGAUCUGGGAUACCAACGUCCAGUCUAUCGAGCAGUUCUACACAGUCAUCUGGAUCUGGGAUACCAACUUCCAGUCUAUCGAGCAGUUCGGAGAGCGCGGUUUCGGGAUCUCUUAUUUCAUCGGCGUAUAGUUCACUUUCUUCUAUUUCGAGCGACAAUAUUUCUAUCAGUUCAACCGAUAGCGCUGGAUCGUCACAUCUUUCUCACGCAUUACCGACGUCUAGUUCGGUAAUUAUACCUAUCAGCUCAACCCCAAUCCCCCAGGAACUCACCAUGACGGGUAAUAGUAGUCUGUCGACAGUGAGAUCAGGGACCGAAAUCUCAACUAUAUCGACUUCAGCUGUGACAUCAGUUUCGAGCACUAAAUCUGAGACUACGACUUCAGUUCCUUUGUCCACCUCCAGGUCUGCAAAUCACUCGGCUGUAAUUACGCCUAGUUCUAGCCCUCUCACUAUUUUGCCAUCAUCAUCUUCUACAACUGUCGUAAGUACCUCAGAGGGGCAUAAAAUCUCUUCCACGUUCAAUGGGUCUAUAUCAUCACAUACACUUGCCAGUCACUCCACGUUCAGUCUAACCAGCAGCUCAGUUUCUAUGUCUUCCUUUGUUACUUCAUCAUCACAGGUGCCAGAAGAAGUGACGCCCACCCCCCAAAGCACCGAGACUGAAUAUCCUCAAUCGACGAGGCCAUCAAACACAUCGACACUAUAUUCAAGUAGCCGUGAGACAUAUCCAUACACAACCACCUUGAGUUAUAUCCCAUCUACAACUUCAGCGGACAAGACCAGCGAGGAGUCUUAUUCAGCCCCGGAGGUAACGACGCUGGCUCCUUUGUCUGACUCUACACAAUCGUCACAGGCUUCCACUACUUUAUCAUCACAAGAUUCCACGACAUUGACCACGUCUAGUACAAGUACUAGACCAACUACUUGGGGUAAAAAUGCGCCAUCAGGUAAUUGGCUUCCAACAGUCAUAAUUACUGCAACCGAACAGGAAGUUGUUUCGACCGAAAGUCCCCAGAACACGCAGAGCAAACCCAAGCCUACUGCAACUCCAAAUAUCCAGACGCUACCUCAAGUUAUUGCUGCUCCCGAUCGUGUCACUCCUAAAAAGGACUAUACUUUAAUUACCAUUGGUUUCAAAAAGCAAUUGAAUUAUCCAUUCAUUGCAAUGAAUCCAUUUGCUAAUGCCCAAAUCUUUGAUUACUUACCUGGUAUAUUGAACUAUCCAUUCAACUUUGAAUAUGCUGAUAUCUCGGUUAUACAGUUGGUUCCACUAAAAGCUAACUCUAAAGAUUAUAUUGCGACGAUCGCGCAAGUGUAUUUCCCUUCGGAGAAGGUCGACGAACUUGCGAAGCUCGUGGUAGACACUAACAGUGAGCUCUAUUCCAGUUAUGACGCGAACAUGAAAGUUUUCGCUAGUUUGAUUGAUCCACAACUACCACUGACUGGUCUUGCAGGAAAGGGUUUUAGCUCCUCAGGAUCCACUACGCAAAACAAACCUCAUCCGGACGCUGAUAAUUCCAUAGGCCGUAGUGGCGCUCUGGGAGGCCCUUAUAACCCAACAAAUUCCAAGAGUGCCGCUGUUCCGAUGUCCAAAGCAAAGCUAACAGGCAUUGUAGUUGGGUCUAUCUGUGGUGUUACGCUGUACAUAGCCCUGAUGAUCGUUGGCGUUAGAUACUUCCUGCUGAGGUCUCGCGGAGGAGUGGAGCUGCAGGAUAACCACUCAUUCUAUUCUAGUAAUUCAGGCGGGUCUAGUGAUAUGAUUACCUCGUCUGAGAUCCCUCCAACUUUGUAUGACGACAAAAGUUUAUUCGUCACGGCGAACAAUGCUAGAAUGAUGCGCGCCAGUGUAACGCCGAGUAUGAAGGUUGAUAACUGGAUGGACUAUAACAACAGUGUGAACGGCCUGGGCGACAAUAAUGCUACACAUAGUUUCGUCAAUGGCAAAAUCACGAAGAUUAGCGGCCCGAUCGCUUCCGAGAAUUCACUGGGAUGGGAUCCAUAA
Molecule: messenger RNA, 3318 nt
Organism: Eremothecium gossypii ATCC 10895
Lineage: Eukaryota; Fungi; Ascomycota; Saccharomycetes; Saccharomycetales; Saccharomycetaceae
Gene: MSB2
Product: Msb2p
Exons: 1
Coding region: 1-3318 (1105 amino acids)
Biological process (GO): hyperosmotic response; cellular bud site selection; osmosensory signaling pathway via Sho1 osmosensor
Cellular component (GO): extracellular region; cell surface; plasma membrane
Molecular function (GO): osmosensor activity
Source: RefSeq, marked provisional